Messenger RNA from Suricata suricatta (meerkat), 3396 nucleotides. It is a transcript of the gene RPE, whose product is annotated as ribulose-5-phosphate-3-epimerase. The transcript has 8 exons. Gene Ontology annotation, molecular function: metal ion binding; D-ribulose-phosphate 3-epimerase activity. Gene Ontology annotation, cellular component: cytosol. Gene Ontology annotation, biological process: carbohydrate metabolic process; pentose-phosphate shunt; pentose-phosphate shunt, non-oxidative branch. Lineage: Eukaryota; Metazoa; Chordata; Mammalia; Carnivora; Herpestidae. The record is from RefSeq and is a predicted model, not a curated record. Bases 99 to 929 code for a protein of 276 amino acids.
ACUCUACCGGGAAGGGACUAAAACUGCGCAGCCAAUCGGGGCGACACUUUCGUCUUACCGGGGGACUCGUGGGUAACUUGCACUUGGGAACCUGCACCAUGGCGUCUGGCUGCAAGAUUGGCCCGUCCAUCCUUAACAGCGAUUUGGCCAAUCUAGGGGCUGAAUGCCUCCGGAUGCUGGACUCUGGGGCCGAUUAUUUGCACCUGGACGUAAUGGACGGGCACCCUGCUCUUCAGGGAGGUCAGUUUUUUAGCUGUAUGAUACCUAGUAUACGCCUUGCUGUCUGCUUAUCUGACCCCACCUUCGAGUUCCGGGUAAACAUAACGAGCAUCUUAUCCGUGCGCCUGGCAGUCAUUGCUCUUCGGCAUUUUGUUCCCAACAUCACCUUUGGGCACCCUGUGGUAGAAAGCCUCCGAAAGCAGCUAGGCCAGGACCCUUUCUUUGAUAUGCACAUGAUGGUGUCCAGGCCGGAACAGUGGGUAAAACCGAUGGCUGUAGCAGGAGCCAACCAAUAUACCUUUCACCUUGAGGCUACUGAGAACCCUGGGGCCUUGAUUAAAGACAUUCGGGAGAAUGGGAUGAAGGUUGGCCUUGCCAUCAAACCAGGAACUACAGUUGAGUAUUUGGCGCCAUGGGCUAAUCAGAUAGAUAUGGCUUUGGUUAUGACAGUGGAACCUGGAUUUGGAGGGCAGAAAUUCAUGGAAGAUAUGAUGCCAAAGGUUCAUUGGUUGAGGACCCAGUUCCCGUCUUUGGACAUAGAGGUCGAUGGUGGAGUAGGUCCUGACACUAUCCAUAAAUGUGCAGAGGCAGGAGCUAACAUGAUUGUGUCUGGCAGUGCCAUCAUGAGGAGUGACGACCCCAGAUCUGUGAUCAACCUGUUAAGGAAUGUUUGCUCAGAAGCUGCUCAGAAACGUUCUCUUGACCGAUGAGACCGUGAGGAGUCCAGUGUUUAUGCUCAUGAAAUCUUUCUACUGGAAAACAAGCAUAUGGACUACCAAAUCAUACCACAGCUGAAGCAGGGCUGUUUUCUGAGCAGCUCUUCAUUCCAGUGACUAAAAUCUAUUCUGCAGAAUGUUCCAAGAGGUUAGAAAUUGGUGUGUAUGAGUACAUUUUUAGUAAUGGAAUUUAAAGAUUAGUGUGGUAAAAUACCAUUUUUACUGGGAGACUUGAUUUUUAUAAGAGUAAAAUUAUGGCUGUAUUAAUAGGGUUAUAAACAGAAAUGUGUCUUAAUGCCUAAUGAAGGCAUAAUAGCUACUAUGAAAAAAAGUUUUUUUUUUUCAUUUUAAACCUCUUGUUUCAUGGUUGUUUUCCAAAGCAAAGGCAGUCUUCUGUUUUUCCUGUCUCAUGUUAUUUUUGAUUUGUGCAAUGAGAGACAAAUGAGUAGACUGGAACUAAUGAAACAUCGAAGUUUAAUCUGGCUAGGGUGGCAUACUGUCUUCUUGCUUCUUAAACAUCUAUUUUUUACUUUGCACCUUAUAUUUGAUACAUAAAAACUGCAAAAACAGUGUAUGAAGCCUAAGGAUUUCAGGUGGUCUGUUCUAAAAUACAAGUAUAGAUUGUAUUGGGGUGUUUUCCUUGAUAGCUUUGCUGGAGGGCCGGUCACACCGUAAUUCCCCACGUGUCCCUUUUCUUCAUCCUGGCCCCAUUUGUAAGGACAUGAAAGAAUGUGCUAGCUCUGAGCAGAAAGGAAAGCGUCUGUUUGGAAGUGAUACUGAGUUGAAUCUGGACUCCUCUCCUUUCCAGCUGUUUGUCCAGCAGAUCAGAUCAGCCAGCCUCUUUGAGUAUCUGUUAACUGAUUUUUCCACUGACUGCAGUUACAGUUACGGUGCAGGGCUGUGUGGAGCACUGAGAGAGAUACUGAGCUAUAUGUAAAGCUUCCGCUACUAGUCCUAGAAUUACAGGAUAGUAGAAUGGAGGAUGCUCAGUACAAAGUAGCUAUCAUUAUAGAAGUUUAUGUUUUAUGGCCUGUCAAGUACUUUGAUAUAAUCUCAUUAAAACCACAAAUCAUUUUAUUCCCGUUUUAAAAAUGAAGAGAGAAAAGCUCAGCAACAGGCUGGUACCAUGAAGGAAUCCAGUAGGGCAGAGGAUUUCUGGUUUGUACUCUUACAAAUGGAGCCCUUGGGCGGUAGAUCAGGCAAAGGAAGCCUCAUUUAUUUAACAUUGUCUUAUUUCCAGUCUAAUUUUACUCGGUAGCAGAACCAGAUGGCUGAGGAUAUUCUGGACAUUAUGGAUUUUGACCCCAAGGAUAUAUAUUAUCCAGCAAAGACCAGGUAGGCCAAGAGAUGCUAAGGUACAGAGUUAAUCCAUAAAUAUUGAAAGUUGUGUCCCAAGUUAUACUUUGACAACAAAUAUAUAUCAGCCACUUGCAAAUACUCCUGCUAUAUAUGUAAUAUAUAUAUGGCAAGAAAUAACAGGACCAGUGUCACUAAACUACUGAGUUUUGAGAAAUAAUGUUAUUUUUCAAACUUUUUAACAUUUCUGCAUAGAAUAAUGCUUAUUUUUUUUUCUAUACUGCAAUGUAAAAAUUUUUUUGUUUUUGCGCUAGGAAAGAUUUGUGCCAUGAAUAGGUGCCAUUUAAUCAAAUCAGACAACACGAGGCAUAUAGAAAUAACUUUAAUUAAAAAACUUACAUAGAAGAUUAUAAUGUCAGACAUGACAGAAAGAUUUGAGCUUAUUUGCUUAGACAACUUAGGUUUGUCUGGCUUUUGUUUUCUUUAAAAAUAAAUGUACAGUAAAACUACAAGCAAAAAUAAUGUCAGUAUUGAAUUUGAAUUUUUUCCCUUCUUUAAAGGGACUAGUAGAAUUUCCAAUCCCUAACAGAAACUUGGCGUCAAUCCCCCAUACAAGGCCAGAAAGCCAGGAUUGUCAGUUAUAUGGGGACUGUAACUUGAAUAACCUUUUUUUUUUUUUUUUUACAUGAGAGAGAGCGAUUCAUAAAUUGUCAAUUGUCAACUUUUAUAUAGAAAAAAUUAUAUAAUAGCUUCAAGAGGAACUUUCCUUAAUGUAUAUUUAAUACUGAAUACUCCUAUAUUCAGUAUCGAAGCACUAUCCUUUAAAAAUUUUUCUCACUCUAGCAUACAAGUAAGAAUAGAUGCUUAUUUGAAUAGAGUAAGCUAUGGUAAGGAAUGACCAAAUUAACUAGAAAUACAACAUUUUUUACUCUCCUGUUUGUUGCUCAUUUUAACUUGGGGUCUUCUCUUUAUGUGAUACAUAAGAUAGAUAAAACUCAAGUUUUAGUUUUAAAAUUAGACAAAUAUUUAACUCUGCUUUGCUUGUCUUAAUCUGUUAGGAGUGACUAGAAGAUGACUUGUAUUUAGUCCAACAGAUAACAGUGAUUUCAAAUAAAGGCAUAUUGUGUUGUCUGGAAUAAACAAUAUAUAACUUCUAUUGGUUAAA